This is a messenger RNA of Aspergillus niger, 537 nucleotides long. RefSeq lists its product as hypothetical. The transcript has 5 exons. NCBI's taxonomy places the organism in Eukaryota, Fungi, Ascomycota, Eurotiomycetes, Eurotiales, Aspergillaceae. The record is from RefSeq and is a predicted model, not a curated record. The coding region runs from base 1 to 537 and encodes 178 amino acids.
AUGGGGGUGCCGAGGAUUGACUAUGACGGCGCGGACAAAAGUCAAAUUGAGGCAUUUGGCCGAGAUCAUCCCGAUCAUCCACGGGUCCCCAGACCGGUCUCAGCCACGAUCAUGAGAGAUCCAGAGAGAUCUAGAGAGAAGAGGCGCGGAGAUGAGGCCAGACGCGGGCUGGUGCAGACAGAAGAGUGGGAAAAGAGGCCGGGAACGGCCAGCCAGACUCGCGUGGCCGGCGGGCCAGAUCUCCCACUUGUCUUGCCCUGUGUUGGUCCUGUGAGUCCGGGGUUGCUGGGUACCCGAACCGAAAAUUCCAGCAAAGCUCCGGCCAUUCAGCGGGCUCAGCCACGCUUUGCUCGUGGGUGGCAACCAUGGAUUGCCAUCCUCCCCAGGAUGAAUCCCCGAGAUAUGCCCGCUCCUAGUCGAGUAGCAAUUGCAAGCGAGAAAUGGUUUGAUUGCUGGGAGGUUGCGACGCUGAUGGGAAGGGAUCGACCGUCGAUGUUGAUGGAAGGUUCAGUGCAUGUCUAUCACCCAUGGACAUAG